Chinchilla lanigera (long-tailed chinchilla) is the source of this 4033-nucleotide messenger RNA. RefSeq names its product KIAA0319 ortholog. The record is from RefSeq and is a predicted model, not a curated record. Lineage: Eukaryota; Metazoa; Chordata; Mammalia; Rodentia; Chinchillidae. Gene Ontology annotation, cellular component: cytoplasmic vesicle; plasma membrane. Gene Ontology annotation, biological process: neuron migration; negative regulation of dendrite development. The coding region runs from base 130 to 3558 and encodes 1142 amino acids. The transcript is spliced from 21 exons.
AGUGAUCCUCCUGUACCAGCUUCCCAGGUGCUGGGAUUACAGAGGCCAAAUCUGGCUCUUAAAAACAUCUAAGGGAACCUGUAUCAACUGCUACCGCAGAAGCCUGCUGCUCACCCUGAGGGAGGCAGAAUGGGGCCCCCUGCAGGUGCCCUUCUGUCACUGCUGCUGCUCUUGACCUCUGCAGGUUGUGUGGCUCAGCCCUGCAGUGAGGGCAGGACCUAUUCCAAUGCCAUCAUCUCCCCGGACCUGGAGACCAUCAGAAUCAUGCCUGUGCCUCAGACCUUCUCAGUGGGGGACUGCACGGCUGCCUGCUGCGACCUGCCCAGCUGUGACUUGGCCUGGUGGUUCGAGGGGCACUGCCACCUGGUGAGCUGCCCGCAGAAGGAGAGCUGCGUGCCCAAGAGGACGGGGCCCAUCCGCUCCUACCUCACCUUUGUGCUGCGGCCCCCAGCCCAGAGGCCGGCGCAGCUGCUGGACUACGGGGAGAUGAUGCUGAGCAAGGGUGUGCCGUUGGGAGCCUGGGGGGACUCCCCUGAGGACCCCCACAAGGAUCUGCCCUUUCUUGGCAGAGGUGGGGGCCUGGAGGGGCCUGCAGACUACACCGAUGAUGACUACAGAGGGCUGGAGCCGGGCCUCCUGCCCACCAGACUGCCCAGCCUCAGGGGGGAUGCCCAGGACUCUGGCUGGGGUGCAGGUGACACCAACACCUCCUUAGGGGAUGGCCCCUCAGCCUCGGCAUCUGUGGGGGACCACCCAGCAUCCACGGAGGACAGUCCCUUGGCCUCGGUAUCUGCAGGGGACCAGCCAGCACCCACAGGGGACGGCCCAGCAUUUGCGGGGGACAGUGCCUCAGCCUCAGAAUCUGUGGGGGACCGCCUGGGAUCACCUAGGGACAGUCCCAAGGCAUCUGCAUCCCCAGUGGAUGGUCCAGUGGCCUCAGGAUCCACAGAAGAGAGGCCACAGGACCCUGAGCUCAGUCCUCACACCCCACAGCGCCCCACGCUGAGCGAGGCUGCUUGGCCCACCGCCUCCAUACCCUCUCCGUUCUCCUCUGCAGCUGCUCUGUCCACAUCCCCUGGACAGGCCCCAGACAAAGACGAGGCUUCUCAGCCCCAGGCACCAUCCCUCAGCAGCCCUGGGGCACAGGUUCUGAUGCCUUCUCAAAGUCCUCCUGACAGCCUGGAGUUCACCCCAGCCAUGGUGGAGAAAAGCUCAAUUCUCACCGUCACCGAGUGGAGCCCAGGGCUCAGCACCCCAACACUUCCCACCGUCACUGACUCCCCUGGGGGCUCCCCUUCUGAGCACUCUGUAUCUCCCAAGACAGCCCAGUUGCUGUUGGUGUCUGCUGGAGAUAACCUCUUUCUCACCUUACCCCAUGACUCCGUGGAGCUGAAGGCGUUGGUUGUGCCAGCGCCCCCUGCAGAUACAACCUACAACUAUGAAUGGAGCUUGAUAAGCCACCCUGUGGACUACCAAGAUGAACUCAAGCCAAGAAACACACAGACUCUUCACCUGUCUCGUUUGUCAGCAGGAGUUUAUGCCUUCAAAGUCACCGUUUCUAGUGACAACGCCUUUGGAGAAGGAUUUGUCAACGUCACUGUUAAGCCCGCUGGAAGAGACAACCUGCCACCCGUAGCUGUUGUUUAUCCACAAGCACAAGAGCUCACUCUGCCUUUGACGUUGGCCCUCCUCGACGGCAGCCAAAGUACAGAUGAUACUGAAAUAGUGAGCUACCACUGGGAAGAAGUUAGCGGGCCCUUCUUAGAAGAGAAGACCUCUGCUGAUUCCCCCGUCUUAUACUUGUCUCACCUCGUUCCUGGUAACUAUACUUUCAGGUUGACUGUUGCAGACUCAGAUGGGGCCACUAGCUCCACGACUGCCACCCUGAUAGUCAACAGUGCUGUGGACCAUCCGCCCGUUGCCAAUGCAGGAUCAAAUCAGACCAUCACUUUGCCCCAAAAUGCCAUCACCUUGAACGGGAACCAGAGCAGUGAUGAUCACCAGAUUGUGCUCUAUGAGUGGUCCCUGGGCCCUGGCAGUGAGAGCAAAGAGGUGGCCAUGCAGGGAGCGGGGACCCCGUACCUGCACGUGUCUGCAAUGCAGGAAGGGGAAUACACGUUUCAGCUGAUGGUGACAGAUUCUUCAGGACAGCAGUCCACGGCGGAGGUCGCCGUGAUUGUGCAGCCUGAAGACAACAGGCCUCCCGUGGCUGUGGCCGGCCCUGAUAAGGAACUGGUCUUCCCAGUGGACAGUGCUAUCCUGGAUGGGAGCAGGAGCAGCGACGACCACGGCAUUGUCUUCUACCACUGGGAGCACGUCAGAGGCCCCAGCGCAGUGCAGAUGGCAAACGGAGACACGGCAGUAGCCACAGUGACUGGCCUCCAGGUGGGUACCCACCACUUCCGGUUAACAGUGAAGGACCAGCAGGGACUGAGUAGCAUGUCCACCCUGACCGUGGCCGUGAAGAAGGAAAAUAAUAGUCCUCCCAGAGCCCAGGCUGGUGGCAGACAUGUUCUUGUGCUUCCAAAUAACUCCAUUACUUUGGAUGGUUCAAGGUCUACUGAUGACCAAGGAAUCGCGUCCUAUCUGUGGAUCCGGGAUGGCCAGAGUCCGGCCGCAGGAGAUGUCAUCGGUGGCUCUGACCACAGUGUGGCCCUGCAGCUCGCAAAUCUGGUGGAGGGUGUCUAUACUUUCCGCCUGCGAGUGACCGACACGCAGGGUGCCUCGGACACGGGCACCGCCACUGUGGAGGUGCGGCCAGACCCCAACAAGGGCGGCCUGGUGGAGCUCAUCCUGCAGGUGGGCGCCGGGCAGCUGACGGAGCAGCAGAAGGACACCCUGGUGCGGCAGCUGGCCACGCUGCUGGGCGUGCUGGACUCGGACAUUAGGGUGCAGAAGAUCCAGGCUCACUCGGAUCUGAGCACGGCGAUUGUGUUUUAUGUCCAGAGCGGGCCGCCUUUCAAGGUGCUCAAGGCUGCCCAGGUGGCCCGGAACCUGCACAGGCGCCUCACAGAGGAGAAGGCCAACUUCCUGCUUUUCAAGGUCUUGAGGAUUGACACAGCAGGCUGUCUUCUCACGUGUUCUGGCCAUGGCCACUGUGACCCCAUCACCAAGCGCUGCGUGUGCGCCCCACUGUGGAUGGAGAACCCCGUACAGCGUUACCUGUGGGACGAGGAGAGCAACUGUGAGUGGAGCGUCCUCUACGUGGCGGUGCUGGCUUCUGCUCUGGCGGUGCUCCUGGGAGGCAUAGCCUGGUUUUGCAUCUGCUGCUGCAAGAGGUACCUGGCAAGAAAAAGGAUUAAAAUAAGGAAAAAAACCAAGUACACCAUCCUGGAUAACAUGGAUGAGCAGGAAAGAAUGGAACUGAGGCCCAAGUACGGUCUUAAACAUUGCAGCACAGAGCACAACUCCAGCCUGAUGGUGUCUGAGUCAGAGUUUGACAGCGACCAGGACACCAUCUUCAGCCGAGAACGGAUGGAGCAAGGCGACGCCCAGGGUUCCAUGAACGACCCGGUUGGGAACGGCACCUCCUUCAGCUACUGCUCAAAGGACAGAUAAUGGUGCAGCACUGAAGCAGCAGACCCCGCUCUGUGGCGGGCCACCCGCAACACUAGCUCCGGGCAGCAUCGUUUGCUGCCCCUCCCACAGGGCGGGGUGUGUGCCCCUGUGGAGUGCAAGACUGGUUUCUUGGAGUUUUCAAUAGAAGAAGAAACAAAAUACUGCUCUUUGAACUGGAAUGCUUGUUCGUAGGAACAAAGGCUGGGUAAAACUCCUAAGGUGUAUACUCAUAAGGGUUUUGUAAAUUUGUAGCUGGUGCCCUUUCAUAUUGCUCAUGUUAAAAUAAAGACGAACACUUGUUUCUCUACCUAGACCCUUAGGGAAGAUGUCGGGACAGCUGGUCACCCUCGGUAGCUGCAGUCACCUUCAAGGACAGCUGGCCGAGCAAGGCUUCUCCAGCCGGACCUGCAGCCGGACGGCUGGGUGUGAUGUCUUCCCUCUGGGUGGCUGAGCCGUCUGUGUGCUGAGCUCGACA